AUGACGAAUGAAGAUGAAGCAAGUAGAGGAUUGUUAAUGGAAGAAAGAGCUUUGCUUGACAAGAGAAGACGAAGAGAGAAGUAUAUUGGUAACAACAACAACAACAAUGGCGAUUCGGUUCGAAUCCAGACAAGCGAAAAUCAAAAGAAAACUCUCAACUUUCUCUUCUUGUCUUUUUGUGUUCACAUUCACAAGGAGAGAGAAAGAUGAGUGGCAUAUUGGUUGAGAAUCGUGGGUUUUUAA
Messenger RNA from Arabidopsis lyrata subsp. lyrata, 243 nucleotides. RefSeq lists its product as uncharacterized. The record is from RefSeq and is a predicted model, not a curated record. NCBI's taxonomy places the organism in Eukaryota, Viridiplantae, Streptophyta, Magnoliopsida, Brassicales, Brassicaceae.